UCAAAACUUCUCAGGAUCUGUACAGGAAAUAUCUAUAUUAACUCCCGUAACCAUGCAGCAGCAUGCACGGGACUUUGCUUUUCCAAAACUCCAAGAGAGCCUUCCAUUCUCACCUUUUUACAGGACACUAGCACUAUCCAUCCUCUGCUCUCUCUGCCAUUAAAGCUUUUCUUUCUCUGCUCGUACUUCCAGGCGAAGCUCCAUCAGACGUCCAUCAUCGAGCAACAGCGGAAGAGAAGAAGCUGAUGAUGACGAAGACGAACCCGCCCUGCAAUGGCGUCUUCUUCUUCUUCCUUCUCUUCUUCUCAGCUUCCCUCGCACAGAGCGACCUGGACGUGCUCCUGAAGCUCAAAACCGCCAUGGUCGGGCCUUCCUCCGCCGCCCUCGGCGACUGGAUCGACUCCUCCUCCUCCUCGUCGCCGCCGCCCUUGCCGCAUUGCUCCUUCACCGGAGUCGCGUGCGACGACGGCUCGCGGGUCGUCUCUCUUUACAUCACCUCCGUCGGCCUCUCGGGUUACAUCCCACCCGAAAUCGGCCUUCUCCGUGACCUCGUCAACCUCACGCUCGCCGCCGACAACCUCACCGGGACCCUCCCGCCGGAGGUCGGCAACCUCACGUCACUCCGGUUCCUCAACCUCUCCGUCAACCUCCUCUCCGGGGUCUUCCCCGGCGAAGUCCUGCGGGCGAUGACCCAGCUCGAAGAACUCGACUUGGGCAACAACAACUUCAGGGGGCCGCUGCCGCCGGAGGUGGCGGGGCUGAAGAAGCUGAAGCGGCUCGACCUCGGCGGCAAUUACUUCACCGGCGAGAUACCGGAGGUUUACUCAGAGAUGGAGGACCUGGAAUACCUGGGCCUGCAGGGCAACCAGCUGACCGGCAGAGUCCCGGCGAGCCUCGCGAAGCUGAAGAACCUCAGGGGGCUCUACCUGGGCUACUUCAACGCGUUCGACGGCGGGAUUCCGGCGGAGUUCGGGUCUCUGAAAGAGCUCAGAAUCCUCGACAUGGCGAGCUGUGGCCUCUCCGGCGAGAUUCCGGCGAGCCUGGGCGAGCUGAAGAAGCUGGACUCUCUGUUCCUCCACCUCAACAAGCUCGCGGGCUUUAUCCCCCCCGAGCUCUCCAAGAUGUCGAGCCUCAUGUCCCUCGACCUCUCCAACAAUUACCUCACCGGAGAGAUUCCGGCGACCUUCGCCGAGCUCAAGAACCUGACUCUGCUCCACCUAUUCGCGAACAACCUCUACGGCCAGAUCCCCGAGGCCAUUGGCGAGCUGCCGAACCUGGAGGUCCUCCAGGUUUGGAGCAACAACUUCACGUGGAAGCUGCCGGAGAGCCUAGGGAAGAACGGGAGGCUGAUCUUGGUCGACGUCACGCAGAACCACUUCACCGGCACGAUCCCUCGGGACUUGUGCCGGGGAGGGAGGCUCAAGACUCUGAUCCUGACGAACAACUCGUUCUUUGGCCCCAUCCCCGAUGAAAUCGGCGAGUGCAAGUCGCUGACCAAAGUCCGAUUCGGCAAGAACUGUCUCAGCGGGACGAUUCCCCGGGGGAUCCUCAACUUGCCGCGAGCAGCUAUAGUCGAGCUCAACGACAAUCUCUUCUCCGGCGAGCUCCCGGCGGAGAUGUCCGGCGAGAGCUUGGGGAUCCUGUCGCUCUCGAACAACUGGAUUUCCGGUAAGAUCCCUCCGGCCAUUGGCAACUUUGGCGGCUUGCAUACUCUGUCCCUGGACGCGAACAGGUUCUUCGGUGAGAUUCCCAGUGAGCUGUUCUUGCCAAAGUCCCUUCUCGCGGUGAACAUCAGCGGGAACAACAUGAGCGGCGAGAUUCCUGGUUUGGUCGCUUGGUGCACUUCUCUGGAAGCCCUUGAUUUGAGCAGGAACAAUCUUGCCGGCGAGAUUCCGGAAGGCUUGUCUCGCCUGAAAGUGUUGAGCGUCCUCAAUCUGUCGAGCAACAGAUUGACCGGCCCAAUUCCUAGGGAAAUUCACCUCAUGACCAGUCUCAACACGCUCGAUUUGUCCUUCAACGAUCUCUCCGGCGAAGUCCCCCACGAGGGCCAGUUCCUCGUCUUCAAGAACUCCUCCUUCGCCGGAAACCCGAAACUCUGCUCGCCAGGCCGCUUCUCUUGCCCCUCGCGGUCAAGAGCCUCGCGCACUUCAUUGAGGCUCGUGAUCGCGGCAAUUUCACUCGUGACUGCUUCACUGCUCGUAACUGUCAUAGUCUGCGUCCUGAGGCGGAAGUGGCGGGGCUCGAGAGCCUGGAAGCUCACUGCCUUCCAGAAGCCCGGCUUCAAGGCCGAGGACGUGCUCAAGUGCCUGGGGGAGGAGAAUGUCAUUGGCAAAGGUGGCGCGGGGAUUGUCUACCGCGGGUCGAUGCCCAACGGGGCAGACAUUGCCAUCAAGCAGCUGGUGGGGCGGGGCGGCAGCGGGUGCAGCGACCACGGCUUCUCCGCAGAGAUUCAGACCCUCGGUCGGAUCCGGCACCGGAACAUCGUGAGGCUCCUCGGAUACCUCUCCAACAAGGACGCCAACCUGCUGCUGUACGAGUACAUGCAUAAUGGGAGCCUAGGGGAAUUGUUGCACAGUUCGAAAGGCGGCCACUUGCAGUGGGAGACACGGUACCGGAUAGCAGUGGAGGCAGCGAAGGGGCUGUGCUACCUCCACCAUGAUUGCUCCCCGCUCAUAAUUCACCGGGACGUGAAGUCGAACAACAUUCUGCUGGAUUCGGACUUCGAGGCACAUGUCGCGGAUUUUGGGCUGGCCAAGUUCUUGCAGGAUGCCGGCGCGUCGGAGUGCAUGUCCGCGGUGGCCGGUUCCUACGGCUACAUAGCCCCAGAGUAUGCCUAUACGCUGAAGGUGGACGAGAAGAGUGACGUGUACAGCUUUGGAGUCGUGCUGUUGGAGCUGAUAGCUGGGAGGAAGCCGGUGGGGGAGUUUGGUGACGGCAUGGACAUCGUGAGGUGGGUGAAGAAGACCAUGUUGGACCUCCCACAGCCGCCGUUGGAUGCAUCGGACCUCCCACAGCCAGCGUCGGUGCUCGCUAUGAUCGACUGCAGGUUGAGCGGGUAUCCGAUGGCGAGCGUGAUCCACCUCUUCAAGAUUGCGCUCCAAUGCGUCGAGGACGAGAGCUCCCAGAGGCCCACCAUGAGAGAAGUCGUCCACAUGCUGACGAACCCACCUCCGUCUGCCGCCAUCCUCGCCGCUCCGGAUCUCAUCAAACUGUAGGGACUCCCUCUCUUUUCUCAAUAAAAUAAAGCUGAUAUGCUUUGCAAAUGAACUUGGCCAGAAGAGGCUGCGUAAGUGGUCUUGAAUGUGUGUUUCCUUCUGUGGUUGUUCAAGAAGUCUCUUGAAAAAUUGGCUACUAGAAGCUCAUCGAUCCGAUUCGGCGUUCCGCAAAUGGUUGGUCCGUGCAUUUCGAGUUGCAAUAAGGAGGCAAACGUCAGCGGAUGCCGGAAUCCCUGAAUCAGAGUGACUAGCCCCUGGCAAAU
This is a messenger RNA of Eucalyptus grandis, 3478 nucleotides long. RefSeq names its product receptor protein kinase CLAVATA1. NCBI's taxonomy places the organism in Eukaryota, Viridiplantae, Streptophyta, Magnoliopsida, Myrtales, Myrtaceae. The transcript has 2 exons. Gene Ontology annotation, cellular component: plasma membrane. Gene Ontology annotation, molecular function: ATP binding; protein kinase activity; protein binding. The record is from RefSeq and is a predicted model, not a curated record. Gene Ontology annotation, biological process: hormone-mediated signaling pathway; protein phosphorylation. Bases 246 to 3215 code for a protein of 989 amino acids.